AUGUCGCCAGCGCCGCCUGCACCAGCUCCCGAACCUACACCCUCAGUGGAGGUCGUCGAGCCCCAGGACGAUUCUGAUGACGAAACGGUCAAAGAUGAACACUCUGACGACGACCAGCCGCCUGCGUUCCCCGCUCUCUCGAGCGCUCAGCGUGCAGGACCAUCGUCUGUACCGCGGAUCCUCACAGAUACCGAGCUGAUGCCACCCCCGCCUCAGCCCUCGCUGGCGAGCCGGAAUCCGGGGCUCUCUGCACCCAAGUCGUCUGGGAGCAAUCUGCUCGCGCUCCCACCGAGCACGACGAAGCCGCCCGUGAGGCCGUCGAGCAAGCGGGAAAAGGUGGCGCUCGCGCCUGGGUAUGGCCCCCUUGACUGGGCGAAGCUCAAGUCUUCCGGGCAGAACUUGCGGGGUGUUGAUAUGCUCCUCCGAGUCCCGCCGUCUGAGUUAAAGAAGCACAACAAGCUAGACGAUGCGUGGACGGCGAUUAAUGGGAAGGUGUACAAUAUCACGCGUUACCUGCCGUUCCAUCCUGGUGGCGAGAAGGAGCUGAUGAGAGUGGCUGGUCGGGAUGGCACGAAGUUGUUCAUGCUCACACACGCAUGGGUCAAUGCGGACUUCAUGCUGGACAGCUGUAUGGUCGGCUUUCUGACCUCGGAGCCGUUAUAG
Gloeophyllum trabeum ATCC 11539 is the source of this 663-nucleotide messenger RNA. RefSeq names its product cytochrome b5. Gene Ontology annotation, molecular function: heme binding. The record is from RefSeq and is a predicted model, not a curated record. Bases 1 to 663 code for a protein of 220 amino acids. NCBI's taxonomy places the organism in Eukaryota, Fungi, Basidiomycota, Agaricomycetes, Gloeophyllales, Gloeophyllaceae. The transcript is spliced from 3 exons.